GGCGGAGGGACGCCGCCUGCCUGCCCGCCCGAGGCCCGAACAAGAUCCGACGGCCCCGUUUUGCUGUGCUCCGUCGUGUUCCCGCCUCCGAGACUUCCUCAAGCGAGCGUCCCCCUUCUGAAAGGCCACUUUGUAAAGCUGAGAAGGAUGCGGCAGAAGGGGUGAAAAGGGAUGAUGAACGGGCCCAUUUGGCGCGGCCGCGUUUCACCCAUCGGAUGGUGAGCGGGACCUCCGUGAGCGGUUUCGGGUUAGAGCGCCUGGCUUCCUUUGGCACGCACCCAGUGAAGCCAUCUUGCUUGUGGGGCACCCACUGGGCUGUCAGUCAUCCUUGUGUUUUUGUGCGUGUGGGAGAUGAGCAGAAAAGCAAGACAUCAUCAGAAUCAGCAAGGGAUGGAGAGGCUGCCUGCUCCCAAAUCCGACAGCAGCGCGAGCGACACGUCAAUCAACAUGCUGAGCGUCACUUUGGACACGGACAAGUGUGAUUUUCUGGGCAUCGGCGUGGUCGCUGAAAGCCGGGACAAAGGUGCCGGCGUGUACAUCGGAUCCGUCGUGGAGAACGGCGCUGUGGGGGCCGACGGACGCGUGCGCGCGGGAGACGUCUUGAUACGGGUGAACGAGGUGAACGUGGAGAAGGCAACCAGCUCGCAGGCCGUCCAAGUUCUCAGAGACGCCAUCCAGAAGCCGGGUCCGCUGUCACUGACGUUGUUGCGGUUUUGGGAGCCACCGCCCGACGGCCUUUUCACCUUGCCAAGAGGUGAGCCGGUGCGUCCAAUCGAUCCCGCCUCCUGGGUGUCCCACACGGCCGCCGUGACGGGGAAACUCCUCCCACCUUACGGUGAAGACGAGCAUUUGAGCGUGGACGGUGACAUGGCGGCGGUCGUCACGGCGAUGAUAAGGACCGAUUCGGGCGUGGUGGUUCGCGACCGGACGUGGCUCAAGGUGGUCAUCCCCGACGCCUUCACAGGCGGCGACGCGCUCGGAUGGCUGCGCCGGAACGUGGCGGGCGCCGCCAAGCGCGCCGACGCUCGCCGUUACGCCGCCGAGCUCCUGGAGCGCGGCUUCAUCCGACACGCCAUCAACGCCCGCGCGCACAAGCGAUUCUCCCCGGAGCGAUACUACGUCGUCGGAGACCUCCACGAGAUGGCGCUGAUGAGCCGACGCUAAGGGAGCGAAGCGUCCAGCCUCUGGGCGACGGCUUCAGACGCCUCCGGUCUAACUGCGGGGACUCAUCUGAUCCGCGGGACCGGUCUGACCACUUGGAACCGUCUUGACCACAAGAACAGCUUUGAGCACACGGACUUUUGGGAGCGGUCUGACCUCAAGGUGCAACGUUACCUACCAAAACGUAUUUCUGGCUGCAGUUGCCAAGUGUCCGAAUAGCUACUCUGAUUUGGUUUGCAGCGAGUCACACUGACGAGCGGGCGGGCGGGCGGGCGGGCAUGCAGCCAAACAGCACCAGACACCCCAAAUAACACAAAUAGUAGGAGCAGCAAAUGCAACAAGUGCACAGACAUAAUAAACAGCGAGUCAUGAACAUUAAA
Syngnathus acus (greater pipefish) is the source of this 1541-nucleotide messenger RNA. Its product is annotated as segment polarity protein dishevelled homolog DVL-3-like. Gene Ontology annotation, molecular function: frizzled binding. The transcript is spliced from 10 exons. The coding region runs from base 352 to 1164 and encodes 270 amino acids. Gene Ontology annotation, cellular component: cytosol. The record is from RefSeq and is a predicted model, not a curated record. Lineage: Eukaryota; Metazoa; Chordata; Actinopteri; Syngnathiformes; Syngnathidae. Gene Ontology annotation, biological process: intracellular signal transduction; canonical Wnt signaling pathway.